AUGAGUUACGAUUUCGAAGAUGAUAUUAUUGAUCUCACGGCCUCUUUGUCAUGUGCCCGUCAAUGUACGUUGUCUAAUGUAGUCAUAGAUCUUGUUACAACUGAUGAAUCAUUUUAUGAUUCUUCUAUAGAGGCGGAUGUAGAUGUAUCACAAAGUCCAAUAAAACUAAAAAGCUCUAAACGCAAAGGUAAUUUCCAGUGUUCAGAUAUACCUUCAAAAAAGAAACCUGAUGUCAUCAACAACAAAUCAAAUUCUUUUGGUGAUUGUCCUAUAUGUUGGGAGGCUUUGGGUAAAAACCCUUUGGCGUCAACAAAAUGUGGGCAUGUAUAUUGUAUGAAAUGUUUAGAAAGAUCUUUACAAAGUGAGAAAAAAUGUCCAUCAUGCCGAUGUAGCUUGAAAGGAAAAGCGGCUUACCAUCCUUUAUACUUGUCUAAAAAUUGA
Danaus chrysippus (African queen) is the source of this 441-nucleotide messenger RNA. The record is from the annotation of a GenBank genome assembly. NCBI's taxonomy places the organism in Eukaryota, Metazoa, Arthropoda, Insecta, Lepidoptera, Nymphalidae.